This is a messenger RNA of Bipolaris zeicola 26-R-13, 1140 nucleotides long. RefSeq lists its product as uncharacterized. Gene Ontology annotation, molecular function: DNA binding, bending. Gene Ontology annotation, biological process: positive regulation of mating-type specific transcription, DNA-templated. NCBI's taxonomy places the organism in Eukaryota, Fungi, Ascomycota, Dothideomycetes, Pleosporales, Pleosporaceae. Gene Ontology annotation, cellular component: nucleus. The transcript is spliced from 2 exons. The record is from RefSeq and is a predicted model, not a curated record. The coding region runs from base 1 to 1140 and encodes 379 amino acids.
AUGGACCUCGCAAGGGACCCAACUGGUGCUGAGAUUGCGAAGUUUAUCGCCACACGUACUGGUGCUCAAAUGGUACAAUUGAUGCGUUGCAUCAAAGAACCAGCUGCCCAGGCUGCCUUUACGGCUAAGCUGCUGGUGGCAUCCCCAGCUGUGAGUGGUCAGCCUGCCACUCCAGAGAAAGCGAGAAAGGCUCUCAAUGCGUUCGUUGGAUUCCGCUGCUACUACAUCACGAUUCCAAUGUUUAAGCCAUGGCCUAUGAAAAAGCUUUCCAACUUGAUUGGACUCCUAUGGGAGGCGGAUCCAAACAAAUCACUUUGGUCUUUGAUGGCGAAGGCCUGGUCAACUAUCCGUGACCAAAUCGGCAAAGAUCAAGCCCCACUUAACCAGUUUUUCCGCAUUAUCUGCCCUCACCUCAAAUUACCUGAUCCUGCUUCAUAUCUCGAAAUUCAUGGAUGGAUCCUGAAUGUUAAUGAAGAGGGAGAUCCAACCAUAUCCCGAAGCGCUGAUUCCGAAUUCGCAUCUAUCGGCACAGGAAAUACGGAUAUGACACUUUCUGUCGAGGACAUCAUUACAUACGUCCAGUCAUUGGGAUAUGCUCAUGGCUUCAUUCUCGACGACAAUAAGCCUUCCUCGACAUUCCUUGGACACUCCGUCAGCUCGACCCUUGAGAAGAACACCUCUGCCAUCUCAGCCACACAAGCUACUUCCAAGGCAGCUCAUGCUCGCUUUCUUGUACGUAACAAACGCAGAGCCAAGCGGCAGGCAGUCAGGAAUGCGAGCUAUAGAGCGAGUCUUGACCAAGACAUCCUCAUCGCCCACCAGCUCGACCCUGCUCCUGUGGACAAUCAUGUGCCUGACUGCUACUCUACUACUGCUCCCGUUCUCAAUCAAUCCCCUAAUCAAUUCUAUGAUGGACUCACCACCCUGCUGUCCGACCAGAUUCCCACUAUCCAAGACGAUGCGGGUCAUCUUGACAAUGCACACUUGUUCAACGAUUGCAGUCUUCCUGGCGACGUUUCUUUCAUGAACAUCGACGACUUUACUACAAACAUGCCAAACUUGAUCGAUUACGAUGCAUUUCGUCUUGGAGCCGAUGAAGAUGUCACCCUUCCCAUAUUUGAUGACAUCACACAAAUUUGA